UGUUCGUCAGUGCCUGAAUAAACUUGAGCAGGAUCGAAACAGAAGAAAACAAGAACAUUAUAUAAACAAUGGCGGAGAUGGCGGUCGGAGGCGGCGACGCACCACCGAACAACACCAUUUACAUCAAUAAUCUAAACGAAAAAACCAAAAUCGACGAAUUAAAGAAAUCACUGCAAGCUGUGUUUUCACAAUUUGGGAAGAUAUUGGAGAUAUUAGCAUUUAAAACCCUAAAACACAAAGGACAAGCAUGGGUUGUUUUCGAGGAUGUUUCGUCCGCGACUACUGCUUUGAAACAAAUGCAGGGUUUUCCAUUCUACGAUAAAGCGAUGAGAAUACAAUAUGCCAAAACAAAAUCAGAUGUCAUAGCAAAAGCCGAUGGCACUUUUGUACCCCGAGAAAGGCGAAAGAGGCAUGAUGAAAAAGGGAAGAAGCGGAAGGGUCAACAUGAUGCAAAUCAAGCAGCAAUUGGUGUUAAUCCUGCUUAUGCGGGUGCAUAUGGUGCUCCUCCUCCGCUAUCACAAAUACCAUAUGUUGGUGGUGCUAAGUCUGGGAUGCCUGAGGCACCAGCCCCACCAAACAGCAUUUUGUUCAUCCAAAAUCUUCCUCAUCAAACUACACCGAUGAUGCUGCAAAUGCUGUUCGGCCAACACCAAGGCUUCAAGGAAGUAAGAAUGGUGGAAGCUAAGCCAGGCAUUGCUUUCAUAGAGUAUGGAGAUGAGAUGCAGGCGACUCUUGCUAUGCAUAGCCUCCAAGGGUUCAAGAUAAAUCCUGAAAGCCCUAUGUUGAUCACCUAUGCUAAGAAAUAGAUUUAUUUGUUUUAUGUUUCUUUGAUUGCUAGUAAAUCUAUUGGAGAUGUUAGCAUUCUUUGUGUUCAAGAUUAUUUUGUAGUAUAAGUUGUACUUUAUCUGGUUAUAGUACUACCUUAUGUGUCUUCUACUUAAUGUAUUCUGAACAUUUAGAAGUAAAUGGACUCCAAUGGUAAUAAAGGUAAUGCUGGGUAACACAACAGGCAGUUAAAAUCAUU
This is a messenger RNA of Erigeron canadensis, 1024 nucleotides long. RefSeq names its product U1 small nuclear ribonucleoprotein A. Gene Ontology annotation, cellular component: U1 snRNP. Gene Ontology annotation, molecular function: U1 snRNA binding. Gene Ontology annotation, biological process: mRNA splicing, via spliceosome. The transcript has 5 exons. The coding region runs from base 69 to 806 and encodes 245 amino acids. The record is from RefSeq and is a predicted model, not a curated record. Lineage: Eukaryota; Viridiplantae; Streptophyta; Magnoliopsida; Asterales; Asteraceae.